Messenger RNA from Malassezia restricta, 498 nucleotides. RefSeq names its product trafficking protein particle complex subunit 2. The transcript has a single exon. The record is from RefSeq and is a predicted model, not a curated record. Gene Ontology annotation, biological process: endoplasmic reticulum to Golgi vesicle-mediated transport. Bases 1 to 498 code for a protein of 165 amino acids. Gene Ontology annotation, cellular component: TRAPP complex; cytoplasm; nucleus. NCBI's taxonomy places the organism in Eukaryota, Fungi, Basidiomycota, Malasseziomycetes, Malasseziales, Malasseziaceae.
AUGAGGGGGGCUCAAGUGCUGACGCCGCCUGCUUCUCACACCGACUUGGGGCACCAUGUAAAGUGCGUCGUCAUUAUUUCGAAGAACAAUGCGCCAUUAUACCUGCGUGCUAUCGAGCCCACGGACGCUGUGGCCAAAUGGCACUUUUUGGCUCAUAGUGCGUUGGAUGUGGUGGAAGAACACGUGAGGCUGCAUACGAAUCCGUACCUGGGUCAUCUGCUGUCCAUCGAAGAUUGGGCUAUCUAUGGAUACCAAUCUCCAUCCCAGAUCAAGAUUAUGCUCAUGUUGGAGCAAUUGAACGAGCCAUUUCCCGAUGACCAAGUACAGAUUCUAUGCAAGGCCGUACAUGCCACCUACCUCUCUUACCUGUCCAACCCAUUUUUAGGCUACGAAAAGCCUGAUGCAUCCCGCCUCAUACCCAUGAAUACGGACCCCAGCAACGCGCCGAUCACAGAUGCCCACUUUGACAGACGAAUUCUCCAGAUCCUAGGUUUGUAA